This is a messenger RNA of Sitodiplosis mosellana (orange wheat blossom midge), 1807 nucleotides long. Its product is annotated as trans-1,2-dihydrobenzene-1,2-diol dehydrogenase-like. Lineage: Eukaryota; Metazoa; Arthropoda; Insecta; Diptera; Cecidomyiidae. Bases 167 to 1168 code for a protein of 333 amino acids. Gene Ontology annotation, molecular function: nucleotide binding. The record is from RefSeq and is a predicted model, not a curated record. The transcript is spliced from 4 exons.
AAUCAAAAAAAGACGUAGCUGCCGUCGAGCAAAGAAUAUUUCUGCUGUCAAUUGAUUGUGAUCUGCCGCGUAACGAGGGGUCGGACGAUUUUACGGAAGCAAUAAAUCUGCGAGUUGCAUCAAUUGGUUCGAUUGCACAGAGAUCCACAGCGAAAAUUAGAGAAAAAUGACAUUGAAAUGGGGAAUCGCUGCCGCAGGAAAAAUUUCGCAAGAUUUUGCAAAUGCUGUCAAUACACUAAACGAAUAUGAUCACAAAUUGGUUGCCGUUGCCGCUCGUGAUCUCGGCCGGGCUGAAGAAUUUGCCAAGAAGUUUGGUGUUGCAAAAGCAUAUGGAAGCUAUUUGGAACUAGCUAAGGAUCCAAAUGUUGAAAUUGUCUACGUUGGCACGCUGAAUCCACAGCACUUUGAGGUUGCAACUUUGAUGCUUGAAAAUGGAAAACAUGUUUUGGUGGAAAAGCCAUUGUGCCUCAACGAAAAACAAGCCCACAAACUCAUCACAUAUGCCGAACGUAAGAAGUUGUUUUUGAUGGAAGCGAUUUGGUCACGUUUCUUCCCAAGCUAUCAAUAUGCUCGCAAGCAGAUUGAAAAUGGAACGCUGGGUGAUAUCCAAUCGGUGGAAGUUGAAUUUGGUUUUUGCGGUUUAGAUGAUGUCGAUCGUCUAUCGAAAAAAGACUUGGGUGGUGGAACAGUAUUGGAUUUGGGUGUUUAUGUGAUUCAGGCGUGCCAAUGGGCAUUCCAACAAGCACCAAAAUCUAUCAAAGCCACCGGUACGCUUAACGACGAAGGAGUCGAUCUUGAAAUGUCGGCCGAAAUCAACUAUGGGGACAAUAAAGUCGGCAAAAUCAAGACAAGCGCUGUAAAAACUUUGAACAACACUUUCAAAAUUGUUGGAACCAAAGGCCAAAUCACGAUUCCAUCGUUUUGGUGCCCACCUUCACUCAUUGACAUUGAUGGAACCGAGAAACAGUGGCCAUUGCCAGAGGCAAAACAUGAAUUCAACUUCAUCAACAGCUGCGGUUUGAGCUACGAAGCUGAAGAAGUACGCAAAUGCAUUCGUGAUGGCAAAAAGGAAAGCGAAAAAGUGACACACAACGAAAGCUUGUUGAUCGCCCAUAUCGAGGAUGAAAUCCGGAAGCAAAUCGGCGUCAAGUACCUAGAAGAUGAUUAAAUAAUGGAAAUGAAUGUUUUACAUUUUAUUCUUUCAUUAAAUAUUUUCCUACAAAUAAAUAACAGCUAAUCAAGUGCCUGAUAACUUUAUUUAAGUCAAGUUGCAAUAAUAAAUGUUGCUAUUCUCUUAAAACCAAAACGAUUGAAAAAAAAAUGAUCGACCAAGUAGAAAUGUGUAUUUACGGAAUUUUCACUAUUUCAUUAUCAAGUAAUUACUUAUUUACCUAUUAGUUAUAACUAAUAUGUACAAAUCGAGUUGAACCGUCGAUGAAAAGUUUCAUCAAUUCAAAUUCUUAUCUUUUUAUUUGAUCGGGCAAAUAUUUGUCUCUGUCUCUCAGUUUAUUAUGAAAACAAAAAGAACGGUCCCCAUAAAAUGAAGCAUACGGUGGCGAAUGACAACUAUUCGCACUGUCAUUUGAGUUUGAAUUGUCAAGUAUUUCGGUCAAGUGUGUGUUUGAAAGUAAAUUUUUAGAUUUCGUCAAGUAAGCAUUAGUUUGAUUAGCCAAUAUAUUAUCGCCAGAUGUUUCGGGAAAAAAUGAGAAAACUCAUGAAGAUGAUCAUUUACAUAAUCGGUUAUUUCUUUCAAACUGUUGAUUCAGAGAGUAUAGUAAAAUUACAUCGAUUAGAUCAUUAUAUAAAA